AUGGCCAACUUAGAAGGCCUCGGGCAGCUGAUUGCUCGACAAGAGGCUGAUGCCCCCCCAUCCUGUGCGACUGGUAACGACUACGAUGGUCGCAUCGGCCUGCGGGUUGCCGCACUCUUCAUCAUCUGGGUCACCUCGUCGAUUGGUGCCGUCUUUCCGGUCUUCGCAAACAGGCACAAAGGUCUAAAGAUCCCCGAAUGGGUCUUCUUCAUCUGCAAGUAUUUCGGCUCUGGUGUCAUCGUUGCCACGGCUUUCAUCCACCUCUUAGGCCCAGCAGAAGAAGCCUUGACCAACGAAUGUCUCACCGGCCCCAUCACCGAGUACUCAUGGGUCGAGGGUAUCAUCUUGAUGACCAUAUUUGUCCUGUUUUUCGUUGAGUUGAUGGUCACGAGGUACGGCAGUUUCGGCGAUGGACACAACCAUCCUGCCCACGGCCACAACACUGCGAUCAAUGGGUCCAAAGAGACAGAAUUGAGUAAGGUGGCGGACCCGGCACCGUACAAAGACAGCCCGUCCGAGAGUACGGCAGCCGCUGUCUUCUCACCAACGCAAGAAGAUCGACGACAAAGCACUCAUAUCCCUGGUCAAGACCACCUUGGCCAUAGACACGAACACAAUGAAAUCGAUGAAGCCGCCAACCCAUUCAGCUUUGAAGACUACAAGGCUCAAAUGACCGCGAUCUUUGUUCUCGAGUUCGGAAUCAUUUUUCACAGCGUCUUCAUCGGUCUCACCUUGGCCGUUGCAGGGUCGGAAUUCGAUACCCUCUUCGUGGUGCUCAUCUUCCACCAGACGUUCGAAGGCCUAGGCCUCGGAUCACGACUGGCCGUUACGCCUUGGCCCAAGAAUCGCCGCUGGACUCCUUAUAUCCUUGCACUGGCGUACGGCCUCAGCACUCCGAUUGCCAUCGCCAUCGGCCUCGGCGUUCGAAAGUCCUACCCACCUGAAUCCCAAACCACACUCAUCGUCAACGGUAUUUUCGACUCGAUAUCUGCCGGCAUUCUCAUCUAUACCGGUCUUGUGGAGCUGAUGGCCCACGAGUUCAUGUUCAGUCGGUCCAUGCAAAGAGCUAAGAUUCAGACAGUCCUGUUUGCGUUCGUAACCAUGUGUCUCGGUGCUGGUUUGAUGGCCUUGCUCGGCAAAUGGGCUUAG
Molecule: messenger RNA, 1149 nt
Organism: Exophiala aquamarina CBS 119918
Lineage: Eukaryota; Fungi; Ascomycota; Eurotiomycetes; Chaetothyriales; Herpotrichiellaceae
Exons: 1
Coding region: 1-1149 (382 amino acids)
Biological process (GO): zinc ion import across plasma membrane
Cellular component (GO): plasma membrane
Molecular function (GO): low-affinity zinc ion transmembrane transporter activity
Source: RefSeq, a predicted model, not a curated record